AUGGGUAAAGGCACCGACAAGCUGUACAUUACCCACAGCGAGUGGUCUUCUGAGGAUGCCUUCGGCUCUGCUGCUGGCGCCAACGCGCGCAAGUCGGCCAACGCGAGCGCAGGCGCAAACUUCAAGCGAUUACCCUUCAACUUCUGCGCCGUGUCGCUACAACCCUUCGAGCACCCAGUCUGCACCGCCGAGGGCACCAUCUUCGACCUGACCAACAUACUACCGUGGAUCAAGAAGCAUGGAACAAAUCCAGUGAACGGACAACCACUGAAGAGCUCGGAGCUCAUCAAGUUGAACUUCAGCAAGAACGACGAGGACGAGUAUGUGGACCCGGUCACCUUCAAGACCUUCACGGACAACACGCACAUUGUCGCGCUGCGGAAUACUGGCAAUGUAUUCAGCUGGGACACCGUGGAGCGGUUGAACAUCAAGGCCAAGAACUGGAACGACCUGGUGAGCGAUGAGACGUUCGCGCGCAGCGACAUCAUCACUCUACAGGACCCACAAAAUGUUGCUAGCAGAGAUCUCAGCCAGUUCAAGUAUCUGCAAGAUGGCGAGAGCACACUCACGGCCGAGCAAGUGGCCGAGCGCAGUGCGGGAGUCAACGAGCAGAACAUGGGGUCAGCGGCGAAGAUACUCAAGGCCAAAGAAGCUGUAGCACGAGCGCGAGCAGAUCGAGAGAAGAGUCAGGCCAAUGGCAAAUCCUCAGUCGAGUCUCAGGCACUGUCAAACGCGCGCAAAGCACAUGCCGAAGUCGCUAAGUCAAGAACCACCAAACCCGUGCCUUUCAAUGCCGCCCAACACACCACAGGCCAAGCAGCCGCCUCUUUCACCUCUACAGGCCUCACGCCCAACACCUCCGGCGAGCGCGCCAUUAUGAGCGACGAAGAAUACAUGCUCAAACCAAAGCGCGUGAAACAGAAAGGCUACGCCCGUCUCACCACGAACGUCGGCUCCGUAAACCUCGAACUCAACCCCGAACACGCGCCCAAAGCCGUCUGGAACUUCAUCAGUCUGGCGAAGCAAGGCUACUACAAGAACGUCCAAUUCCACCGCAACAUCAAGAACUUCAUGAUCCAAGGCGGCGAUCCCACCGGCAGCGGACGCGGUGGGCAGAGCUGCUGGGGCAAGCCGUUCGCCGACGAGUUAGAAGGCCCACUGACGCACGACACGCGCGGUGUGCUGAGUAUGGCGAACAAAGGCAAGGAUACGAACACGAGCCAGUUCUUCAUCACCUACCGCGCUGUCCCACACUUGAAUCGGAAGCACACGAUCUUCGGCCGGGUGGUCGAAGGACUGGACACGCUGAAGCGACUAGAGGAGACGGAGGUCGAUGACAAAGACCGGCCGACCGAGCGUUGCGAGAUCGAGGAUGUGGUGGUGUACGUCGACCCAUUCGAGGAGUUCAUGAAACAGCGGUCCGAUAAGGAGGCGGCGGAAGCGAGAAAGGAGGCUUUGCGGAGCGAAGGCGGCGCUGAGGAUGAGCGGACGACGUGGACGGGGAAGCGGAUAAGGGCGGAUGGGAAGGUUGAGGGAGGAGAUGCUGGGGCUGGGGUGGGGAAAUACCUCAAGCAGGCGAUGGAGCGGCAGGAUGAGGAGGAGAUUGUGGGCGAUUGGGAGGAUGGGGAGCCUGAGAUGGCGCCACCGCCGGCGAAGAGGGCGAAGGGUGGUGGGUUUGGGAACUUUGAUAGUUGGUGA
Messenger RNA from Saxophila tyrrhenica, 1698 nucleotides. RefSeq names its product cyclophilin peptidyl-prolyl cis-trans isomerase Cyp8 (gene cyp8). The coding region runs from base 1 to 1698 and encodes 565 amino acids. The transcript is spliced from 3 exons. Gene Ontology annotation, cellular component: catalytic step 2 spliceosome. Gene Ontology annotation, biological process: protein polyubiquitination; protein peptidyl-prolyl isomerization; protein folding. Gene Ontology annotation, molecular function: peptidyl-prolyl cis-trans isomerase activity; ubiquitin protein ligase activity. The record is from RefSeq and is a predicted model, not a curated record. NCBI's taxonomy places the organism in Eukaryota, Fungi, Ascomycota, Dothideomycetes, Mycosphaerellales, Extremaceae.